AAAUGAACUCAUGGUCAGUAAUAAUUGCUAAGAGACUCAAAUUCCUUAAACCUUCAUGUUGAAAUUUUACUUCCUGUUGUGAUGUAGUUAUAAAAAAAUAAAUAUCUUGUUUGUAUUCGUCUUUUUAAAAUAAUUGUUUCGCCUUGUUUUCUUCUAUAUUAGUGUUGCGAUAUCGUGUACUGAAUUUAAAUUCUAUCUAUAAUCAAAUCGCAUAACACCUUACGUAAUAUACUUUUCUAAAAUUAUAAACAUCACUUAUAUCUAUUCGCAACUUUCUAUUUAUAAGUCUAAAGAGAAGCUAAUUGUUGAAUUAAAUCUAUAAGGACAAUUGCAUAUUUAUAUAUUUCUUUUUCGUUGCCACAUGUCCAAUUUAGCAUAUUAUAAACUAUCCCUCGUAACAGUUUCUGCUUUUCGCCACUCCCACUAGCGAUCUUCUUUACUUUCUCCACGGUUCCGUUGAAAAUUGCAACAUAAUUUUGCAUACAAGAUCGAAUGCAUAAACUUCCAAAUAAAUUAAUAUCCCACAGCUGUACGACAACAAAAAAAAGUAAGUGUGUCACUAAACGAUAUAAGUUUAAAGUAAAAGUUGGCGAAAGUGUUUUUGUUGCCCUUACAAUAUGACGUAUCAAUGCCGGCGAUUUGCAAGUAAUUCAACGAAAGUGAGUGACUCACAAUGUAUACAAAGUGAAGUGUCAUUCAAAAUUGAAACCACCCACGUUUAAACAAAUUGAGAUUAAUAAAUUAUUACUGCAGAAAAAAAUGUUAUUAUAUUGAACAAAUUAGGAAAAUUUUAAAUAUACGGAAAUAAAUGAUUAUAAAGAAUAAAGAAAAUUGAACAUAUAGUAUAUUUCAUUAUAUAACCUGAAUUGAUGAUUUUUAACAUCUUCGUUUUUAACAUUAUAUUCCAUGAUGUUUUGUAAGUUUCUUUUUUUUAUAAGAUUGAGGAAAACUUUGCUAUACAGACUGGGUAGUAGUAGUAAAUCUUCUAAUGUAUAGUAAUUUCUCAAGACAUUGUCUAUAUAAUAUAGAAAAUGCUAAAAUUUUAACAGAAUAUGAAGUACUGGUUGUCUACCUAUUAAGGAUCUUUACAGGUGCUACAAAAUGAUCAAUUAGGCAAAAGAUGAAAAAGAAGAAUAAUCAUGUGAUAUUUUAUUGAUUUAAAUUUAUUUCUUCAUAUAAACCAUUAAGUAAGAGACUUUCAACUAGGAGGAAAUCAAUUUUCCGUUAUUUUGGCGACAGAAAGGAGAAGGGUUGCAAAAAUCUGUCAUUGGUGAUUAUGAUGAAGUGAUAUACCUUUGUAAAUAUUAAAAAGAUAAGUGGGACAGGCAAUGAACUUUGUAGUCCGGACUAAAGAAUAAAGUAUUCUAUUUAUUAAUGUCAAAAAUUAAAUAAUGUAAAAUAUUUUAAUAAAUGAUAUGAAUUAUUAACCGCGUUUAGUGAAUUUUGUAUAGAAGUGUGUAGCAAUAUCAGUAUUAAAGUUUUUGACAAUUUAAUUCUAAUUUUGUAAUUUUGACCUCGUAAAUUAACAGGACGAUGUUGAAAAUUUUGGCGUGUUUCACGAUACUUCUCUGGAAAUUUAAUACGACUUGUAUGUGGGUGCCUGUAGCUCACAAAAUGAAACUUUACUUCUAAACUGUUACAGUUCCCUUGUAACGUUGGUACAAUAUAAACAUGCUUCGCAGCAAAGUUGAAUUUCGAUUAUAUUUAUUCACAGACAAUUCAAAAUUGAAAUAUCAAAAAACAGAGGAAUAACAUUGAGUAUUACUUACGGAUAUGCCAGGGCUGGUGGUAUUUAGAAGACGAUGGAGUGUUGGUUCAGAUGAUUUGGUUGUACCUGGAGUGUUUCUUUCUACUGUACAUUUGAUAUGGACCAUUAUACUGAGUGUGAUACUCUCCCUAGUAAAUUACGACAGAAGCGUUUAUUCUAUUUUUUUACUAUGGUGUCUGAUUAUCGGAUAUCUAGUCAUAUUAAUAUUUUCUAUGCUCAUCGAACUCGUCAUCUGCGUAGUGGCCAUGCGUGGAAGCAUUCUAGAUACAGGCAAAAGAGCCUCUAUGCAGUAUAUACUCUACCUCAGACUAACUGUGAUGCUAGUAGAAGCUGCUUGGUUAUCAGCAGGAAUAGCCUGGUUAGUAAAAUAUUAUUUAGAAUGUCCAAUAGAUAACGCCAAGGAAAUUGUUUUAGUUAUGGUAGUUUUCAAUUGGUGCAUCCUUUUCUCAGUGAUAAUAACCGUUUGGUGUACUUACGAUAGCGCUGGACGCUCAUGGGUCAAAAUGAAACAGUACCAAAGGUCAAUGAGGGAAUCGGAAUCCAAGUUUCAGUACAAAAGAUCAGGUAGUACGAGGAAUUGGAGACAGAGAAAAGUUCUUAGAGCUUAUCAAGACAGUUGGCAUAAUAGAUGCCGUUUUCUAUUUUGUUGUUCAACGUCCGAUAGAAAUAGGAAUUCUUUUACCGAUAUCGCAAGAUUAUUAUCGGAUUUUUUUAGAGAUUUAGAUGUAGUACCUUCUGACGUCAUUGUGGGUUUAGUAUUACUACGAAAAUUCCAAAAAAUCGAACGAAAAGCGAUAGUAGAACAGCGCAAGAACGACACUUACGAGUUUCUAUCGGGAGUGGCUAUCACACCGUCAACGCAGUUUCUAUCUUUACAUGAAGAAGGCGCGGAUCUAGAACUGUUUCAAUCGGUGAUCCAUUUCGCUCACUUCGCUGUCAAAGCAUACGGUUGGCCAGUCUUCAUAAUAAAUAACCCGUUAGGAAUGUGUAAACUGUGUCCUAGUCUGAGGUAUUUAGAUACCGCCGUUUCGACACGCGCACUUAAAAUUUUCUUUUGUUUUAUUUGUUGUUUCAGGUGUUGUUGUUGUGUUCCUAUUAGACAUAAUACAUCUCCGCAGAUAGUCGACGAUAACUGUUGUCAUUGUAAUUAUGCUGCAACUGAAAAAUUAAGUAUAGUCGGAGAUAUCGAAAUUAUUUAUGCUACUUACCACGUAGACAUAGGCCAGACACCGUUCUUUGUAGCUUUAGAUUACGAUAGAAAAAAAAUUGUGAUAAGUAUUCGAGGCACUCUUUCCAUGAAGGAUAUUCUAACAGAUUUGAAUGCUGAAGGUGAAACAUUACCUUUAAACCCACCCAAAGAAGAUUGGUUGGGUCAUAAAGGAAUGGUUCAAGCGGCUCAGUACAUUUUGGAAAUAUUGGAUGAGGAACAAUUAGUUGAACGGGCUUGGGCUCACAAUCCUGAAAGGGGUACUCACGAAUUUGAAUUAGUCAUUGUGGGACACUCUUUGGGUGCUGGAACUGCUAGUAUACUCGGGAUAUUGUUAAGGCAAAGACAACCUACUCUUCAAUGUUUUUGUUAUUCUCCACCAGGAGGUCUUCUGUCAGCUCCAGCUGUUGAUUAUACCAAAGAGUUUACAGUCUCGGUAGUGGUAGGAAAGGACGUUGUACCUAGGAUAGGACUCUAUCAAAUGGAGACUCUCAGAACUGAUCUUAUUAAUGCCAUUAAAAGAAGUGUUGAUCCAAAAUGGAAAACAAUCUCGUGUAGCGUCCUCUGUUGUGGGUGUUCACAACCAACUUCUGCUGUGGAAUUGUCAACUGGAGAGAAAGACGUUACUGAAUAUAUGAGGAGUAAAGAAAAAGCACGAGCGAUAAGCAUUCAUCCAUCGGAUUGUACGAUCGCCUUAUCUAGUCAUCCGCCAUUAUACCCACCUGGAAGAAUGAUACACAUUGUUAGACAUCAUCCAACAUCCGGACAACAAAAGUAUGAAAAAAGAUGGAGACAAUCAUUAAAUAGAAAAGGACCAGUGUACCAAGCCCUAUGGGCGCGUAAUACGGAUUUCGACGAAGUAUUAAUAUCUCCCGUUAUGGUUACGGAUCAUAUGCCGGAUAAACUGCUGGAUGCUUUGAAUAAGGUUGUAACCAGCAAAGGUCCCAAAAAACCUCAACGUUCCGCUUCAACCAGCGAACCCUCUUCCAACUAUUAUUCAGCCCCAUCCUUACCUAAUUGCUUAUUAGAAACAAGUUUCACUUCUUUACAAAGCCCUUCCAGUAAUUCGUCCAUAACCAACGGUUACUAUUCGACCAGAAGUCAACAGUCUCCAGUUUCUUCCACACCUAAUAUCAUUUACCCGAAGCAGUUGCCGUCCAGGGAAGAACCAAAAACUGUAUGCAGAAGUUUAAGUCUCAGUUUAAAAAGUACUACUAGUACGCAGAGAGCAGAGCUGAUACAUGAUGAUUGGUUGGGAUUAGCUCCACUAGCUAGCCCUGAGAGUUUGUCGGAAUUGUCUAGUAUAAGUUCUAGAGCUAGUUUAGUUACUACCAGUAAUGUUAUCGUCGAGAUUAAUCGUACACCGAAGAUUAUACGGAGAACACCUAAAAUUAUUGGUAACUUAAGUUCUUGCGCUGAUGAUAUAAGAAACAUUCGAAAUUUCCAGAAAGCUAAAACUUUCAGAACAAGACUAAUCACCAAUAAUAAUAUCGAAAGUUCAUCUAGCAGUAAUUUGAGCUACGAAUCGGCAUCAAGCAGUACUAAAUGUUGCACGGAAAAUGGUACUGCCGAUAACAGUAGUGUGAUUAAUAAAUGCUGUGAAGUUGACAACGAAACGAGCGAUGCUGAAUUCCAAUCAGCAGAAGAUAUAUUAGACAACGUUCUCGCCAGUGCCGGAUGUAAAGAAUUUUUUAACUCUGAUUCAAAUAUUUUAGAAGUCAACUUCGACUUUCUACAAGACCAAUCCGCUGAAAAUAUAACUUCGGGAUAUUACGCUAAUUCUCCUAAUUAUCCAACGGUUAUGUCACCUUGUUCACCUCUCCCCAUUGAUCAAGAUAUGAUAUCUAACUUAGCCAUAGAUCUAAAUUUGGAUGAAGACCAUAGAUCUAUAAAAUUUCAAAGACAACCUUCUAGUCAACCAUCAAGCAGUGUAGAUUCCGGGAGCGUUUGUCGCACACCUUCAGACAUAACCAAAAAUGUGACCUUCAAUCCAGAAGUUAUCACUGUAGACGCAGUCAUUCGCGAACGACGUCCUUCACCGCCUAGAUGGCGGCAGUUGUUUCGGGGAAAAGCUUCUAGACAACGACCCGAGGUUACGUCGCCUAUAGUCGAAAUAAAUACCAGUGCCGUGCCAAUAAAAACGAUUCUAUCGGUUAAAAGGAAAAGUCACGAGGAUUUGGAAACUUCGGUACCGAGUGAUUUACCGUUAAAAAGUGCGUUAUCGAAAAAGAACAACGAGGAAGGCGAGCAGUGUUUUUCGAGGACAGAACAGCUACCCCUGUUGAGUGGUUUGAACAACAGCGCGAGUGAAAGAAAGCCCAGUCCUUGUUACGUGAGAAGGAAAAAAUACGUUUAUCCUUCGGAUGUAGUUAUGAUGACCCAACCGAAUGAAAGUGCUGUAUAAAAAUGACAGUUUUAACUAAAAAUAUGUAUAAAUAUUAUAGA
This is a messenger RNA of Diorhabda carinulata, 5420 nucleotides long. RefSeq names its product diacylglycerol lipase-alpha (gene inaE). Lineage: Eukaryota; Metazoa; Arthropoda; Insecta; Coleoptera; Chrysomelidae. The record is from RefSeq and is a predicted model, not a curated record. The transcript is spliced from 16 exons. Gene Ontology annotation, cellular component: postsynaptic membrane; dendrite membrane. The coding region runs from base 1774 to 5379 and encodes 1201 amino acids. Gene Ontology annotation, biological process: lipid metabolic process.